UAUACAUAGUUUGUCAUGGAAUAUAAGUGAGAUAUUUAUUUCGUAGAGUCAUUCAUCUAUAUUCCUUCAUAGAGGAAACAUUUCAUCCGAAAAUGAAGUUGGUGGCGUUAUUAUUAUUUUGCUUAGUGGCGACGGUGUUGACAUCACCAAUUCCAGGCCAAUAUUCUGACUCCGAAAAUGUGCAAGUACUGAAGUAUGAAAAUGAAUACAUCGCACCUGGAAAACACCGCUACAGUUUUGGGCAAUCUGAUGGAACACAGCAGGAGCAAGAAGGAGAAUUAAAGAACGCAGGCACUGAAGACGAAAUCUAUGUAGUAAGAGGCAGCUUCUCGUGGGUGGGACCUGACGGAGUGAAGUACACAGUGCACUACGUAGCUGAUGAAAACGGUUACCAGCCAGAACUGAAAAAAGAGGGCAGAUCAAUCCUACCUGCUGUAUCUAGAGCCUCUAGUCUAGAAACACCGAUCGGAAAAAGGCCUGGAUCAGACUUGUUUCCUAUAUUGACGUCUGUUUUAGGAUAAAUGAAACAUAACAGUUGUUACCACCUAACCUAAUUAUUUAUAGUAUUGCUCACGACUCCGUCUGUGUAAAUUACUUUAUCUGAUGUAGAAGUCCGACUAAAUACCUACUUUUCCAGGACAUAAAGUAGCAAAUCCAAGAUGUAACCAAUCUGUCUACCAAAUUCCUUCUAAAUCUAUUGAGCAGUUUCUGACUUCUUCAUUCUUUUGUAUGAAACGGUUAAAUAUUAUCAGUAAUUUUUCGGAAUUUGCCAAUAAAUUAUGUGCAUUCCAUUUUUUUUUAUCAACCAUUAUAAUUCAUAAGUUUUUUUCUAGACAAUUAUGUUGAAAAUAUAGAUUUUCUUGUUUAUGAUCCUGUUUAAAGCAUAAUGUUUUAUAAAUACUAAGAAUAUAAAUAAAAUUGUCUAAAAUAAAUUACUUA
Molecule: messenger RNA, 939 nt
Organism: Manduca sexta (tobacco hornworm)
Lineage: Eukaryota; Metazoa; Arthropoda; Insecta; Lepidoptera; Sphingidae
Product: endocuticle structural glycoprotein SgAbd-5
Exons: 3
Coding region: 93-521 (142 amino acids)
Cellular component (GO): chitin-based extracellular matrix
Molecular function (GO): structural constituent of chitin-based larval cuticle
Source: RefSeq, a predicted model, not a curated record